Messenger RNA from Fusarium sp. VM40, 4857 nucleotides. The record is from the annotation of a GenBank genome assembly. NCBI's taxonomy places the organism in Eukaryota, Fungi, Ascomycota, Sordariomycetes, Hypocreales, Nectriaceae.
AUGGCUGACGACAGACCUACGCCGAGGGAUGAGGAUAUCCCUGGCGGUUAUCCCGUGACGCCCAGUGUUAACUCAAUUGAUCAAUUGACGCCGAUGGGUAAUGCUGCUGAUAGACUCGAGGCUGGAUUUGGGUUUCCGGACAAUUCGGCUGGGAAUCACACCUACAACUAUGUCACGGCUGAUACUGGGCACGGCACUUCAGCGGCGCCGGCGGCAAUUGGUGCUGCGGCUGCAGGGGGCUAUCUAGCAUCUCAGCAGCCCCAAGCUGCAACCCCAGUUCAACAGUCAUACAACCACGAUAACAACACGCUGCCCAACUCUCAAAACAACACUGCAUCUCAACACCAGCACGAAACUGCACCCAUCGCUGCACCAAUCUUAGGCCGCAACUCAUCCUCCAGCACAAUCCUCCCCCGCGAAACAUCAAUCGACACCCGCAACCAUGCCCCUACCAAAGAAGCGCACUCACCACCCGACGCAUCCCCCGACGAACCUAUCUUCGCACCCAUAAAGUCGAACACCGAGAACCCCGAGAAACCUCCCCUCGAGAAGCGAAACUCGCGCCGCACCGAAGAAGACCUCUUCCGCGUGCUGUCGCGCCGCAAGACAAACGCCAGCACCCCCGCCGAGAAGGACAACGAGAAUGAAGACAAUGAGGAGCUCGACAGGCUCAUGUCGCGUAUCUUUGGCCAGAAGCGCCAGGAGCAGAGCGAGGAGGAGAAGACCCGCCACAGCGGUGUUAUCUUUCGUGGGCUGACCGUCCGUGGUGUCGGCCUGGGAUCUAGUCUCCAGCCUACAGUGGGGGAUUUCUUCAUGGGCCUUCCGCGCAAGCUGGGGAAGCUUUUCACCCAAGGUCCUAAAGCUGCGCUCGCCAAACCGCCUGUUCGCGACCUCAUCAGCAACUUCGAUGGCUGCGUGCGGCCGGGCGAAUUGCUUCUUGUGCUGGGUCGUCCUGGUGCGGGGUGUAGUACGUUCCUCAAGACCUUCUGCAACCAGCGCGCAGGCUUCGAAUCUGUCGAAGGAGAGGUUACAUACGGCGGCACCGAUGCGGGAACCAUGGCGAAGGACUUCCGUGGUGAGAUCAUCUACAACCCCGAGGACGAUCUUCACUAUGCGACGCUGUCUGUCAAGCGCACCCUUACCUUCGCUCUGCAGACACGCACGCCUGGAAAGGAAUCCCGACUAGAGGGCGAGACACGACAGGACUACGUCCGCGAGUUCCUCCGUGUCGUCACCAAGCUCUUCUGGAUUGAGCACACCCUCGGCACAAAGGUUGGCAACGAGUUCAUCCGCGGUGUAUCAGGCGGAGAGAGAAAGCGAGUCUCCAUUGCCGAGGCGAUGAUUACUCGUGCUUCGGUGCAGGGCUGGGAUAACUCGAGCAAAGGUUUAGACGCCAGCACAGCUGUCGAGUACGUCAGGUCCAUCCGGGCAAUGACCAACAUGGCCGACACCUCCACCGCUGUAUCCCUGUACCAAGCCGGCGAGCAGCUCUACGACCUCGUCGACAAAGUCCUCCUCAUCGACCAGGGCAAGUGUCUGUACUACGGUCGCUCGGAGGAUGCGAAGAAGUACUUCCUCAACCUCGGCUUCGACUGUCCCGAGCGAUGGACCACGGCCGACUUCCUCACUUCCGUGACGGACGAGCACGAGCGCAGCAUCCGCGACGGCUGGGAGAACCGUAUUCCACGCACGCCGGAGGACUUCUCUGAUGCGUACCGCCGCAGCGAGGAUUACCAGAAGAACCUGCGCGACAUUGAAGACUUCGAGCGUGAGCUUCAAACUCUUGCCGAAGAACGUCGUUCGCACGAGUCGGAGAAGAGCAAGAAGAAGAACUACGAGAUCUCCUUCCUCAAGCAAGUCACAGCAUGUACGCACCGUCAAUUCCUCGUCAUGUUCGGCGACAAGGCGUCUCUCUUCGGAAAAUGGGGUGGACUCUUGUUCCAAGGUCUCAUCGUCGGUUCUCUCUUCUUCAACCUCCCCAACACAGCCGCGGGCGCUUUCCCCCGUGGCGGUGCGCUGUUCUUCCUGCUCCUCUUCAACGCCCUGCUCGCGCUGGCCGAACAGACGGCCGCGUUCGAGUCAAAGCCCAUUCUCCUCAAGCACAAGUCCUUCUCGUUCUACCGCCCCUCGGCGUUCGCCAUUGCGCAGACGGUGGUGGACGUGCCGCUUGUGUUUAUCCAGGUCAUCAUCUUCAAUGUGCUCAUCUACUUCAUGGCCAACCUCGCUCGCACAGCGUCGCAGUUCUUCAUCUCUAACCUCAUCCUUUGGUUGGUGACCAUGGUGACGUAUGCCUUCUUCCGCGCCAUCUCUGCGUGGUGUGGCACGUUGGAUGUCGCGACGAGAUUUACGGGUGUUGCUAUUCAGAUCCUUGUUGUGUAUACCGGUUAUCUUAUCCCGCCUUCCUCGAUGCACCCGUGGUUUGGAUGGUUGCGAUGGAUCAACUGGAUCCAGUACGGCUUUGAGUGUCUCAUGGCUAAUGAGUUUGCUUAUCUGGAUCUCGAAUGUGAAGCGCCUUACCUUGUCCCCCAGGGCCCCAACGCUCGGCCUCAGAACCAGGGAUGUACACUCGCAGGCGCAUCCCCCGGCUCGACCACUGUGUCCGGCGCUGCAUACAUCGAGCAGUCUUUCACCUACACCCGUUCUCACCUGUGGCGCAACUUUGGCUUCCUCUGGGCAUUCUUCAUCUUCUUUGUCUUCCUCACCGCUCUCGGCAUGGAACUCAUGAAGCCCAACGUCGGAGGCGGUGCCAUCACUGUCUUCAAGCGUGGCCAAGUCCCCAAGAAGGUUGAGGAGUCGAUUGCGACUGGUGGUCGUGCCAAGGGCGAUAAGCAUGACGAGGAGUCUGGCAAGGGCAACCCUGUGGCUACUGGUGACGCUGAGCGUACCAAGAGUGAUGAACAGGUAACUCAAGAGGUUGCCAAGAACGAGACUGUCUUCACCUUCCAGAACAUCAACUACACCAUCCCCUUCGAGAAAGGCGAGAGGAAGCUUCUACAAGACGUCCAAGGUUACGUCCGCCCCGGAAAACUAACUGCUCUCAUGGGCGCUUCCGGUGCCGGCAAAACAACACUGCUCAAUGGUCUCGCCCAACGUCUCAACUUCGGCACCAUCACUGGUGAUUUCCUCGUCGACGGCCGUCCCCUUCCCAAGUCCUUCCAGCGCGCCACCGGUUUCGCCGAACAGAUGGACAUCCACGAACCCACCGCCACCGUCCGCGAAGCCCUUCAAUUCUCUGCCCUUCUGCGUCAGCCUAAGGAAGUCCCCAAGAAGGAGAAGAUGGCUUACUGCGAGACCAUCAUCGAUCUGCUUGAGAUGCGCGACAUUGCCGGCGCCAUUAUUGGAACCGUUGGACAAGGCCUCAACGCUGAGCAACGCAAGCGCUUGACCAUUGGUGUCGAGUUAGCCUCCAAGCCUGAACUGCUCAUGUUCCUCGACGAACCUACCUCUGGUCUUGACUCCGGCGCAGCCUUCAACAUCGUCCGUUUCCUCCGGAAGCUCGCCGACGCAGGCCAAGCUGUCCUUUGCACCAUCCAUCAACCCUCAGCCGUCCUCUUUGAGAACUUCGACGAGCUCCUCCUCCUCAAGUCGGGCGGCCGCGUCGUCUUCCACGGUCCUCUUGGUCAUGACUCGGAGAACCUGAUCAACUACUUCGAGUCCAACGGCGGCCCCAAGUGUCCUCCUGAAGCCAACCCCGCUGAGUACAUGCUCGAUGCUAUCGGCGCUGGAAACCCCGACUACGAUGGUCAAGACUGGGGCGACAUCUGGGCCGACUCCUCCGAGCGCCAGAAGCGAUCGCAGGAGAUUGAAGAGAUGACUGAAACUCGUCGCAACGUCGAACCUUCAAAGAGUCUCAAAGACGAUCGCGAAUACGCCAUGCCGCUGUCGACACAGACAUGGGCCGUCGUCCGCCGCAGCUUCAUUUCGUACUGGCGCUCUCCAGAUUACAUCUUCGGCAACAUGAUGCUGCACGUCGCGACGGGUCUUUUCAACUGCUUUACCUUUUACAAGAUCGGCUUUGCAUCUAUCGACUACCAGAAUAGACUCUUCUCCAUUUUUAUGACCCUCACCAUCAGCCCCCCUCUUAUCCAGCAGCUCCAGCCCGUGUUCCUCAAAUCCCGCCAGAUCUUCCAGUGGCGAGAGAACAACGCCAAGAUCUACAGCUGGUUCGCGUGGACAACCGCCGCCAUCGUCGUCGAGAUCCCCUACCGUAUCGUCGCAGGCGGUAUAUACUUCAACUGCUGGUGGUGGGGUGUCUUUGGCUGGCGCGCGUCGAGCUUCACAUCCGGCUUCGCUUUCCUCCUCGUCCUCCUCUUCGAGCUCUACUACGUCAGCUUCGGCCAAGCUAUCGCCGCUUUCGCACCCAACGAGCUCCUGGCCUCUCUCCUCGUUCCCAUCUUCUUCCUCUUCGUCGUGUCCUUCUGCGGUGUCGUCGUCCCGCCCCAGGGCCUGCCCACCUUCUGGCGCGAGUGGAUGUACUGGCUCACGCCCUUCCACUACCUCCUCGAAGCCUUCCUGGGCGUUGCCAUCCACGACCAACCUGUGCGAUGCGAGGAGGGAGAAUUCGCGCGAUUCGAGCCCCCAACCGGUCAAUCGUGCGACGAGUACGUGCAGCCGUUCAUCCAGAGGGCUGGAGGAUAUGUCGAGACUGGCUCAGAUGGCUACUGUGAGUUCUGCCAGUAUGCCACCGGUGACGAGUUUGGCGCCGGGUUCAGUGUUUUUUACCGUAAUAUCUGGCGGGAUUUUGGCAUUUUCUGCGCAUUCAUUGCGUUUAAUUACUUUAUUGUUUAUGUGGCUACGUGGAUGCGCUUCCGCGGGAAGAACCCGUUCAAGGGACUGUUGCAGAAGCGAAAGUCUUGA